Clunio marinus is the source of this 312-nucleotide messenger RNA. Lineage: Eukaryota; Metazoa; Arthropoda; Insecta; Diptera; Chironomidae. The record is from the annotation of a GenBank genome assembly.
AUGAGUUCUGCUGUGAAAUGUUUAUUUGUCGUUGAUUUCUUCAAUAAACAAAACCUAAACAAGUUAGUAUCAGCAAGAAGAACAUCUUCUAUUGAGCUUUUCUUUUCCAAAGAUGGCAAUCACUUUCUCUCUGUCAGCAAUAUAAAUCCAAUGAAAAAUCGAUUCCUUUUGAUGAGUGAAACUGUUUGCGGGCUCAUAAAAGCAUGUCAAGAGGUUUAUGAUUGCUUCGAAGCAUCAAAUUUUUAUCUCCGUUUGAUCGAGGACAUCGCAAACAGUGGAUGUGGCCAAAAUCCUCGAAAUCCCAUAAAAUGA